This is a messenger RNA of Gordionus sp. m RMFG-2023, 1842 nucleotides long. Its product is annotated as V-type proton ATPase subunit B. Gene Ontology annotation, biological process: vacuolar acidification; proton transmembrane transport; ATP metabolic process. Gene Ontology annotation, cellular component: proton-transporting V-type ATPase, V1 domain. NCBI's taxonomy places the organism in Eukaryota, Metazoa, Nematomorpha, Gordioida, Chordodea, Parachordodidae. The record is from RefSeq and is a predicted model, not a curated record. Bases 121 to 1716 code for a protein of 531 amino acids. The transcript is spliced from 13 exons. Gene Ontology annotation, molecular function: ATP binding; proton-transporting ATPase activity, rotational mechanism.
UAUUAUACUUUUAAUUAAAUUUUUAAACUUUUUAAGGUUAUCGCUUUGAGCCUUUACAUAUUGACCUUGUUUAUUAAGAGUUAAUUAUAAACCUUAUCAUUUGAUAAUUUAAUUUAAGCUAUGACUCAAUUAACUAAUAAUAAAGAAAAUUCAACAGGGAACACUCUAUCUUCCUCAGAAGCAGCACGUGAACAUGCCUUAGCUGUUGCUAGGAAUUAUAAAAUAUCCCCAAGAAUUACUUACAAGACUGUUACUGGUGUUAAUGGACCCUUAGUCAUUUUAGAUAAUGUUAAAUUUCCAAAAUUUGCUGAAAUUGUUUAUUUGACAUUGCCAGAUGGAACCCAAAGAAGUGGGCAAGUUCUUGAAGUUUCAGGUAAUAAAGCAGUUGUUCAAGUGUUUGAAGGAACAUCUGGUAUAGAUGCCAAAAAUACCAAAAGUGAAUUUUCAGGAGAUAUUUUAAAGAUUCCUGUAUCUGAAGACAUGUUAGGUAGAGUUUUUAAUGGAUCUGGGAAACCUAUUGAUAAAGGUCCAUCAAUACUAGCUGAAGAAUACUUAGAUAUUCAAGGUCAACCUAUAAAUCCUUGGUCUAGAAUAUAUCCUGAGGAAAUGAUUCAGACAGGAAUAUCUGCAAUUGAUGUUAUGAAUUCCAUUGCAAGAGGUCAAAAAAUACCUAUAUUUUCAGCAGCAGGCCUACCACACAAUGAAUUAGCUGCCCAGAUAUGUAGGCAAGCUGGACUUGUAAAAUUGCCUGGAAAAUCUGUCCUCGAUGAUGACAAAGAAAACUUUGCUAUAGUAUUCGCUGCUAUGGGGGUCAAUAUGGAAACAGCUAGAUUUUUCAAAACGGAUUUUGAAGAAAAUGGUUCAAUGGAAAGCGUGUGUUUAUUUUUAAAUCUUGCCAAUGAUCCUACUAUCGAGAGAAUUAUCACGCCACGAUUAGCAUUGACAACAGCGGAAUUUUUAGCCUAUCAAUGUGAAAAGCAUGUUUUGGUGAUAUUGACUGACAUGACAGCGUACGCUGAAGCAUUAAGAGAAGUAUCAGCAGCUAGAGAAGAAGUACCAGGAAGGAGAGGCUUUCCUGGAUACAUGUACACAGAUUUGGCAACAAUAUAUGAGAGAGCAGGACGGGUUGAAGGAAGAAACGGGUCUAUAACUCAAAUACCCAUAUUGACUAUGCCUAACGAUGAUAUUACGCAUCCCAUUCCCGAUUUAACUGGUUACAUUACCGAAGGUCAAAUCUACGUUGAUAGGCAAAUGCACAAUCGACAAAUUUACCCUCCAGUUAAUGUGCUUCCAUCUUUGUCUCGUCUCAUGAAAUCUGCUAUCGGUGAUAAUAUGACAAGAAGAGAUCAUGCUGAUGUCUCUAAUCAAUUGUACGCUAAUUAUGCCAUCGGUAAAGAUACUCAGGCUAUGAAAUCAGUUAUUGGAGAAGAGGCCUUGACAUCUGAUGAUCUAUUAUAUUUGGAGUUUUUGUCGAAAUUCGAAAAAAAUUUUAUCUCCCAAGAUCGUUAUGAGAACAGGACGAUUUUCGAUUCACUGGACAUUGGUUGGCAACUUUUGCGAAUAUUUCCUCGUGAGAUGUUAAAGAGAAUCCCCGAAAAUGUCCUGGACGAAUUCUACCCUCGAGAUCGUAAUGCGGCUGGCACUAACAAUGAUAACAAUGGAAGUAAAGUAAAUGCCAGUACUCAAAACGGAACUAAAAGACAAGAUAAAGAUUAGCAGAGAUUAUAAAAAUAAUCUUUAAUUAAAAAAAUAUAAGAUAUUUAAAGGGGCAUAUCUAUUCAUUUUAUUUUUAUAGAUGGUUAGUUUUUUAUUUAUUCAGCUAUAAAACGAUGCUUGCUCUUA